Balaenoptera acutorostrata (minke whale) is the source of this 2341-nucleotide messenger RNA. RefSeq names its product kynurenine/alpha-aminoadipate aminotransferase, mitochondrial. Gene Ontology annotation, biological process: biosynthetic process. The record is from RefSeq and is a predicted model, not a curated record. Gene Ontology annotation, molecular function: pyridoxal phosphate binding; L-kynurenine:2-oxoglutarate transaminase activity. The coding region runs from base 313 to 1623 and encodes 436 amino acids. NCBI's taxonomy places the organism in Eukaryota, Metazoa, Chordata, Mammalia, Artiodactyla, Balaenopteridae. The transcript has 12 exons.
GUCACAGGGCUGGAAACCCGCGGGAGGGGCGGCCGGUGGCCAUAGGCCGCGUCGCGCAGGGCGGGAGGGGCCCGCAUCCUAACCUGCCCGUGGACUUUGCCAGUCCCGCUACGCGCCAGGCCGGAUCCUAACCAGGCUCUCGCGCAGCCACCAGCCGGGCCUUCGGCGGCCUCUCCUGGCUCCGCGCGCCGGACCACACGCGGGGGACAGCAGAGGCGGCCUUGCAGGCGUUAGGGGGCAGGAUUGGCGCGGAUCCUUGGUUUUCCUAGUCUUCAACCACCUAAGGCGGGGCUUGCCGCUUGGAAUCCGAGAAUGAAUUACACACGGUUCAUCACGGCUGCGAGCGCGGCCAGGAAGCCUUCUGCCAUUCGAGUCAUGACUGAGCUACUGGGCAAGUCAUCGAAAUCUGUCCUCUCCCUGGCGACUGGAGCACCAAACCCCAACACGUUCCCUUUCAAGACCGCGGUUAUCACCACAGACAACAAAGAGACCAUCCAAUUUGAUGAAGAGAUGAUGAAGAGAGCACUGCAGUAUUCGCAGAGUGCUGGACUCCCAGAGCUGUUAUCCUGGCUGAAACAGUUACAAGUAAAAUUGCAUAAUCCUCCCACCAUCCAUUAUCCACCCAGCCAAGGACAAAUGGACAUGUGUGUCACAUGUGGCAGCCAAGAAGGUCUCUGUAAGGUAUUUGAAAUGAUCAUUAAUCCUGGAGAUAAUAUCCUCGUAAAUGAACCUAUUUAUUCAGGAACAAUUCAUGCUGUGCAGCCUCUGGGCUGCAACAUGAUUAACAUUUCCAGUGAUGAGCACGGGAUUAUUCCAGACUCCCUCAGAGAAAUACUUUCCAGAUGGAAACCAGAAGAUUCAAAGAACCCCGAGAAAAACACCCCCAAAUUUCUUUAUACUGUCCCAAAUGGCAACAACCCUGCCGGGAACUCAUUAACAACUAACCGCAAAAAGGAAAUCUAUGAGCUCGCAAGAAAAUAUGACUUCCUCAUCAUAGAAGACGAUCCUUACUAUUUUAUGCAGUUCAACAAGCCCUGGGCACCGACUUUUCUCUCCAUGGACAUUGAUGGGCGUGUCAUCCGAGCUGACUCCUUUUCCAAAGUCCUGUCCUCUGGGUUGCGAAUAGGGUUUAUAACUGGUCCAAAGCCCUUGAUCGAGAGAAUUGUUUUACACAUACAAGUUUCAACAAUGCAUCCCAGCACUUUUGCCCAGCUCCUGGUAUCACAGCUUCUGUACCAAUGGGGAGAAGAAGGCUUCCUGGCUCAUGUAGACAGGGUUAUUGAUUUCUAUAGAAAGCAAAGGGAUGCAUUAUUGGCAGCUGCAGACAAGUGGUUAAGUGGUUUGGCAGAAUGGCAUGUUCCUACUGCUGGAAUGUUUUUAUGGGUUAAAAUUAAGGGCCUUCAUGAUGUAAGAAAACUGAUCGAAGAGAAAGCCUUUAAGAAAGAGAUAUACACCCAGGAGUGGAUUACUGGAUCAUAUGGUAGCUCUAUUUUUAGAUUUUUAGGAACCUCAAUAUUGUUUUCAAAAAUGGCUGCACCAAUUUGCACUCCCACCAACAGUGGAGGAGGGUUCCCUAUUCUCCACAUCCUCGCCAACACUGGUUAUUUGUGUUCUUUUUGUUAAUAGCUAUAUUUACAGGUGUGAGGUGAUAUCUCAUUGUGGUUUUGAUUUGCAUUUCCCUGUCGAUUAGUGAUGUUUAGCAUCUUUUCAUGUACCUGUUGUUCAUCUGCAUUUCUUCUCUGGAAAAACAUCUAUUCAGGUCUUCUGCCCAUUUUUUAGUCUGGGUUUUUUUUUUUAAUAAUGCUCUGCAAUUAUGUUACAUGAUUAAAAUUACACAGAAAAGUUUAUAUACUGUUUUUUUCACUUAAAAUUAGCCUGCAAGGAUUUCUUCUAGGUUUUUUUUCCUCCUUUUGUACUUAAAUCAUAAGUCUACUUAGAUUUCAUUCAGAGGCACUAAUUAAGCUGAGACAUCUAAAUAUGCUUCUGUGUAGCUUUCCAAUUUACAAAAUCAAUCAACCGUUCUCCAUUAAUUAAUUCCUUUAUCAUGUUUGUCACUCUUUUGUAAACACCAAGAUCAGUUUCUAGUAUCACUUUUGUCUUGAGGCAGUGAGUACAAAUAACAGAUCGUGUUGUUGUUGGCAAACUCCUGUGCUAGAGCAUAAGAGACAGUCUAGAGGUCAGAGCUGGGAACUGGCUGCCUGGACCCGAGAGCCAAUGCACUCCCCUGGGAAAGUCACUCAUUCCCUGUAAUCAUCGUACUUGACCGCAGGACUCAUGCUUUAUGAAUUGUUUUAACGUUAAUAACAGCACACAGAAAGUGCUUAAUAAAUACUUAAAUGAC